AAAAAAAAAAUAAUCAUAAUUUUCUCCAAGAAUUUGAAAAAUAUAAUAUAUAUUAAAAUAAGAAUUACUGCAAGGAAAGAAAUGAUUAUGCGACGAAACUCUUGAUCCCAAGAAAGUAGAAAUCAUCCCUUCUUGAUUUGGCCCAGGUUCUUGAACAAUCCGACGAGACCCAAUCGCCGUUCGCAGCCAGCCGUGUGAUUAGAUGACUUAUGUCGCCGGCCUUCGUUGACUCCGGAGCACCGGCGCCCUGUACCAACGGUCAGAUUUUCUAUCCGCAUUUUAAUUCAUCGCAUAACAUCGACGAAAAUAUUAGCGCCUUCACCAGCUUUCCGAAUCGGAUGGAUCCGAAUUUCGGGUUUGGUUCUCCGUCAUUGGGCCCUUCCAAGCCUGCCGCCGGCCUCUCCCGACCGCCGCGGCUCGCCAAGCUCCGGAAACCCUUAGUGGGCCACCGACCCAAUCUAUUCCGACCCGUAUCACAAAUGGAUGUUGGGCAGGGUCUAGGAGGUUCGGGUGUUGAGUCUGCGAGCAGUGAUCCAGGUCUUGGUACUUCUAAACCCGCUUCUGAAUCGAGUCAGCAGAAUGUGGGUCGUGGGUUUGUGUUUGGGUCCAAUGAUGCUAGUAAGAAUAAUUUAUUUAGUGAGACUCUUGUGAAUAAUAAUGCGGAGACAAGCAAGGUGGUGGAUGACAUGAGGAGGUUGAGAAUUGAAACCGAGAAGGCGUAUACAAAUAGUAUGAAUGUGAAGAAUGGUGGCAGUAGUAGUGCUGGUGGUGAUAUGCAUUUGAGUGGAAAAGAGCAUGGCCUGCGAGGUGUUGAUGAAAGUGUGGUUUCUGAAUUGCCAGAUGAGAUGAGAAGGUUGUACAUUGAAAGUGAGCAUUUCAGUAAAUUAUAUGGUGGCAAUGUGGAAGAACUUCCAAAUAAGAUGAAGAAAUUGAAUAUGAAAGACUCUGAGCAUUGUGGCUCGAAGAAUUUGGGCUUUGGGAAUGAGAAGGUUGACAACGUUAGUUCUGGAGACAAGAAUGGAUUGAUGUUCAGAAAAGACACUGGAAUUGCUGAUGAGCCGAUGAACUUGAAUGUAACUAGUGCAGCUGGAGACAGUUCCGAUCACCUUAAAACUAAACCAAGCUUGGCUUCUGGUGCAGAAACCAUGCAUGGCAUGCAAGCUAAGAAUUUGGGUGAUGGGAAUUUGCACAAUACCUCUAGAUCAUUUAAUUCGGGGUUUACUUUUCAGGCGGGAGGGGAAAGCAAGAAUAGUGGUACUCAUUUGAGUUCCAACAAUGAAAAUAAUUCAACGUCAUUACCGGUUUUUACAUCUAGUGGCAUUCGUUUCAAACCAGUUGGCAGUGUCUCUGAGAUGCCAUCUGUGGACAGAGUUGACAAGAAAGUUGAUUUCAGUUUCACUAGCAAGUUGGAUAGUAUGGCAGCAGAACAUGUUGAGUUCAAAACACCGGAUCCUAAAGCACACUCUGUAUUUGGCCUAAAUAGAAAAGUCGAGACAAAGAGAGAAUCGACCAAAGACAGUGGAUUAAGAAAGAAGAAGGGGAAGUGGAAGAAACCUGCACAGGUGCCAUUGAAGUUCCAGCAGGAUUUUUUCUUUCAGGAAAAUUUGCAAGAAAAGGCAGAAUCUCCUGAACAGUAUUCGCCCAUGGACCUCUCUCCUUAUGAGGAAACACUGGCUAAUAAUAGUUUCUCGAGAGAGACUUCUGUGGCAUCAGAGGAAUCUUCUCAUUAUGAUGAAAAUAAUUCUUCAAGUGCAGCAUAUCCAAACGUUUUAAGUGACAUAGCUGAUGAAGUUCUAAUUGCUGCGACAGCUGACUUGCAUAUAAAUGAGCGUGAUGUAAAGGGCAACGAAAGGAAAGAUGAAGAAUCUGUAUAUUGUAUGAAAGAAGGUAUCAGCGUUGAGAUUCCUUAUGAAGAUGCUGCUUCAGGAGCCGAGACUGAAAGCUUCAAGUCUGCUACUGAUGAAUUAGAUUAUAGUACUGACUCCUUUGUCACUGCAGCCGAUAUUGAAGGAAGUUUCAGCUCUAAAAUUGAGAGACAAAACAGUGAUGGAGGUACUCGGUUUAAGUAUGAUACAAGUUUAGCAGACACGGCGCAAAGUAGCUUCACCUUUUCUGCAUCAUCCUCUUCUCUCGGUGAGUCUCCAGCACCAAUGCGCGUCCUGAAGAAGAAAAAUCGAGGCAAACUUUGUCAGGAUUCAUAUAGCUCCACUCCAAGUGUCAAAAUUUCGCAUGUAGCAUCCCACUUACCCUCAUUGCAAGUUGCUGGAUCUUCACUGUCCUCACCCGAGCAAGGCCUGAUAGGUAAUUUCUCGACUGUGUUAAACCAAAGAAGGGAUGAAUCUGAGCAAGAUGGACCGGCAACCAAGCAAGACAUUGCUCAAGCUGUGAGCAUUGCAUCUCAGGAAUCCUGUGAAAAAUGGCGACUGAGGGGGAAUCAAGCCUAUGCAAAAGGGGAGUUUUCGAAAGCUGAAGAUUGUUACACUCAGGGAAUCAAUUGUAUUUCCCAAAAUGAGGCAUCUAGAAGCUGCCUUAGGGCUCUAAUGUUGUGCUAUAGCAAUCGUGCAGCAACACGUAUGUCACUUGGAAGAUUCAGAGAAGCAUUAGAAGAUUGUAUAAGAGCUUCUGCCAUAGAUCCCAAUUUCCUUAAGGUGCAAGUUCGAGCUGCCAGCUGUUAUCUUGCUCUAGGCGAAGUUGAGAAUGCAACUCCGCAUUUUAUGAAGUGUUUGCAAGGAGGGUCUGAUGUGUGCGUGGACAGGAAGCUCAUGGUAGAAGCUUCUGAGGGCCUUGAGAAGGCAAAGAAAGUUGCAGAAUGCAUGAAGCAGGCUGCUGAACUUUUGGAACGAAGAACAUCUAGUGACAUUGAUAUUGCUAUUAGUGUGAUUUCUGAUGGUUUGACGAUAAGCUCAUAUUCAGAAAAAUUGCUUCAGAUGAAAGUGAAUGCUCUUCUUAUGCUAAAGAAAUAUGAGGAGCUCAUCCACUUCUGCGAGCACAUUCUUGGUUCUGUGGAGUCGAACUUUCUGAUGCUGGGUGCUGAUAGCCACCCAGUAGAGCUUCAUCGUUUCGACUUGAAGAGGGCUCCUUCCUUUAAGGUCUGGUGCUCAUCACUGAUCCUUAAGUCAUACUUCUACCUCGGAAAGCUUGAGGACGCUAUCGUAUUCCUGAAUAAGCAGGAAGAAUCAGUGUCUCUUGUGGAGUGUGAAAGCCAGAACCUUGAAUCCUUGAUUCCAUUGAUAGGCGUUAUACGCGAGUUGUUACACCAUAAGGCUGCAGGAAAUGAAGCAUACAAAUCAGGAAAGCACGCGGAAGCUGUUGAACAUUACACUGCUGCUAUAUCAUGUUCUGUUGAAUCACGGCCUUUUUCAGCAAUAUGUUUCUGUAACCGUGCUGCUGCAUAUCGGGCUAUGGGCCAAAUUUUGGAUGCUAUUGCAGAUUGCUGCCUUGCCAUCGCGCUUGAUGGAAGUUACUAUAAGGCCCUCUCUAGACGAGCCAGUCUAUAUGAGAUGAUUAGAGAUUAUGGGCAAGCAGUUGCAGAUCUUCAGAAACUUGUAUCACUUCUCACAAAAGAAGUAGAUAAAAAGAUGAAUCAAUCUGGACCAUCUGAUAAAAUGGACUGUGUGACUGAGCUCAGACAAGCUAGAAUGAAACUUUCAGAAAUGGAAGAAGCAUGCAGAAAUGAGAUUCCCCUGAAUAUGUAUCUCAUUCUGGGAGUUGAUCCAUCUGCAUCUGCAUCUGACAUUAAGAAGGCUUAUCGUAAAGCUGCACUAAAAUAUCACCCUGACAAGGCUGGUCAGUCUUUGGUUAGAAACGAAAACCCAGAUGAUGGCAUCUGGAAGGAAAUAGCAGAUGAGGUGCAUAAAGAUGCAGACAGGCUCUUUAAAAUGAUUGGAGAGGCAUACGCAGUACUUUCCGAUCCUACCAAGCGCUCACAAUAUGAUCUGGAAGAAGAGAUGCGAAACGUGCCAAACAGAGGCAACACCAAUAUGAGUAACUCGAAAAUAUUUUCCGAUUUUCAUAACUACUCAUACGAUAGAAGUGGCAGCAGGAGACAAUGGCAAGACUUUCGGAGAUCAUAUGCAAACACCGGAAAAGGGCCAGAAAGAAAUCAGUAUAAUUGGUACUCGUGAUGACAUUUCUGGACAUAAUCCAAAUAUGUCUACCAAGAAUCACGGGAAAGCUAUACAUCCUGCUGUAGCUAAUACUCGAGUCUCGACCAAUCAACAAGGACGGAGCGAUAGACUAGUGAUCCCAUUUUCUGGUUGGCAGUCACAGCCACAUAUAAUAUCCAAGAAAAUGAGGCGGAUGGUUUCUUCUGGAUGUAGAGACAUGGGUGGUAAUGAGGUUUCCUAGAGGGAGAAUGAGUGAUUGUUGUGUUUUUGAAUGUUGAGAGGGACAAAGGAUUGAUAAGCUUUGCAGCGGAUUUGAAGUGAGUAUAGAAGCAGGAGUUUUGUGAGAAGGUGAGGAAGCUGGCUGAGUUUGUGCUUCAUCCCAUGACUGUAUAAUUUGUAUUUGUCAGAUUUCUAGAGUUGAGAAUUGUGGUCUUGUACAUAAAGCUAUUACUGUAAGAUGUUUUAUUGAUUGGAAAAUUUCAA
Messenger RNA from Sesamum indicum (sesame), 4589 nucleotides. RefSeq names its product Heat shock protein DnaJ with tetratricopeptide repeat-containing protein (gene TPR16). Gene Ontology annotation, molecular function: protein binding. NCBI's taxonomy places the organism in Eukaryota, Viridiplantae, Streptophyta, Magnoliopsida, Lamiales, Pedaliaceae. The record is from RefSeq and is a predicted model, not a curated record.